ACAUGACCAGUCAGCUGGUCUUCAGCACAUCCGCCUGACCCGCUGCUGUUUACAAACCAGCAGAAUGAGGAGUCCUGCGUGAUCCGAACAGAGUUAUUAUUUUCUACUGAGUCUUGGCGGAGGAGAAUCAAGAGGCUGUGACAAUCCGGCUGGGUCGCGGCCAUGCAGCACCCCAAUUUCGAGACCCGCCACCCGCUCCAGACAGACGAGCAGCAGGAGACGGGCUUCGACCCGCUCGAUAAUUUCAACAAGAACCGCAGCAGAGGCUCUCUUGACAGCAUCACUUACUCACAGUCUCAGUCAACCUUCCUCUCAUACAGGAAAGAAUGGGACGACUUGUUCCUCAACAGUAAUUACCUGGCCAGGACCCGGCAGGCAGGCAUCAACGGUCGACUGAGGAGCAGCCGCUUUCGGAGCGUGUGCUGGAAGUUGUACCUUGAGGCUCUUCCAGAAGACAAGGGUCAGUGGAUCAACAAGACCAAGGAGCACCGGGCCCACUAUGAGAAGAUCAAAGACACGCACAUCACUAACCCUCGCAAAGCUGCAGGCCAGCAGGACCUGGUUGUCAACAACCCGUUGUCACAGGAUGAGGGGAGCCUGUGGAACAAGUUUUUCCAGGAUAAAGAGCUGAAGGGGAUGAUCAAGCAGGACGUGUUGAGAACGUUCCCAGAGAUUCGUUACUUCCAGGAUGACGAUGUGAGGACAAAGCUGACAGACAUCCUCUUCUGUUAUGCCAGAGAAAAUGAACAGUUACUGUAUAAACAGGGGAUGCACGAGCUGCUAGCGCCCAUAGUGUUUGUUCUGCACUGUGACCAUCAAGCCUUCCAGCACGCCAGCGAGACCGCCAGCCCCAGUGAGGAGAUGAAGUGUCUGUUGAACCCAGAAUAUCUUGAGCAUGAUGCCUAUGCCUUGUUCUCUCAGCUGAUGGAGACAGCAGAGCCGUGGUUCUCCAGCUAUGAGAGGGAAGUGAGGAAGGGUAAGGAAGAGAUGCUGACCAGCAUCCCGUUCGCACGGCCCCAGGACUCGGGGCCAUCUGUUGCCAUAGUUACAAAAGUCAACCGCAUCCAGGACCAGCUGGUGAAGAAGCACGACAUUGAAUUGCACAUGCACCUCAACCGGCUGGAGAUCGCCCCGCAAAUCUAUGGCAUCCGGUGGGUACGUCUGCUGUUCGGCCGUGAGUUCCCGCUCCAGGACCUGCUGGUGGUUUGGGACGCCCUCUUUGCCGACAGCAUCACUCUGGACCUGGUUGACUACAUCUUUGUGGCCAUGCUGCUCUACAUCCGAGACGCUCUCAUUGCUAGUAACUUCCAGACCUGCCUGGGCCUGCUAAUGCACUACCCUCCAUUAGGAGACAUCAGCUCCCUGCUGCAAAAGGCUCUAUUCCUCCGAGAUCCCAAAAACUAUCCCCGACCGGUCAACUACCAGUUCCAGCAGAACCUGGAUUACUACAAAACAAGGGGAGCUGACCUGAUGAACAAGUCACGCUCUGGUUCCAGUACAAAAACGGCCCCGCUCAACAUCAACAAGGUCUCCAACAGCCUGCUGAGCUUUGGCAGGAAGCUCAUCGCUCCGGCAAUAUCGAGCGGAUCUGGAGGCAUCUCGCCAAUCAACAGCGAGGUUCAUUCCUCCUCGUCCUCCUCCUCGUCAACAUCACCCGCAUCGGCACCGGCGCCCGCCCUGUCUCACCCGCUGGCUGAGCCCCCGUCAGGACAAGCCCCACUGCAGACCCAGAGCCACGCCCAGAGUCAGCACUACCGCCUGCUCAAGUCCGAGAGCAUGCCUGUCCACCUCAGCAAAGAUGUAGUUUCAGGUGAAGUCUCUCAGGACUCUCCCCCAGCCCAGACUCACACUGACACACAAGGCCAAAGCUCCCGGACAGUUAGCUCCUCUCCCAGCAUAGAAAGCCUGGGUGGGCGGCCUCAACCCACCGCCUCCCCGCCUCUCCCCCCCUCCAGAGGGAGUGAUGUCAGCACUGCAUCUCCGCCUCUCUCCGCCACCAAGAAAGAGUCGUUCUUCAACAUCACUCGCUCUCGCUCCCACAGCAAGAGCAUGGGCAAGAAAGAGUCGGAGGAGGACCUGGAGGCCCAGGUGUCAUUCCUGCAGGGUCAGAUCAACGAUUUGGAGGCCAUGAGCAAAUACUGUGCCAGGAUGAUGAACACUCACAUCUGUAAUAUCCAGGAAGUGAUUCUUCAAGAACACCUGGAGAAAGAGGAUGAGGUCCUGGUGUCACUGGCUGGACUCAAACAGAUCAAAGACAUCCUUAAGGGAUCGCUGCGCUUCAACCAAAGCCAGCUGGAAGCCGAGGAGAACGAGGAGAUCUCCAUCGCUGACGAUCACUACACCUCCACGGCAGCGGCUGAAACUGCCCUGAGGGCCAGCAAUCCCCACGGUGACGACCACAAACAAGGAAAAGGCAGGCAGAGCCGGGACUCUGAUCUGGACAGGAGGAGCCUGACCAUGGAUGAGAAGGAGGAGGAGGAGGAGGAGCAGGAGCAGGAGCAGGAGGAGCAGGAGCAGCAGGAGCAGGAGGAGCAGGAGCAGACGAUGACUCCACCUGAGCAACAGGUGGUGUCUUGCGUUGGCUCCGAGGGUAAGAACUGGGACGACUACAUCCUUGUGUGCCAGGAUGGAGACCUGGCUGCUGCCGAUGGAGGAGGAGGAGGAGGAAAGGCUGCAGCCGAGCGCACCCCUCCGAUCAGGCGAGGGCGCGGCUUGGUGCGAAUGGAGCCUGAGGGUGCGGCCGGGACCUUCCAUGACCCCCUGAUGGUCGCCACAACCUCGGGCUCUUCCAGCCCAGACGAGGGCUCCACCCACAGCAAGGACUCUGACUUCACCAUUGUUAACCCGAACGACCUGUGAACGAGCCAACCACCCCUCCCUCUGCUCCUCUUAUACCUGAAUCAUAUCCCAUUCACAGGAUGUGAUUUAAAUUAAAAAAAAAAAGAAAACUGACAUGGGAUUAGAGGGUGGAAUCUGCAGUUUUUGGUGGAGCACUGCCGGAGCUGCAGUCAUCUAAAAAAUUGCACAUUUGAACUGUGACACUUCCAGUGGUAAAUACCUUAUACUCUGUCUCUUUACCUGUCAGCUGUGCCACUUCAGCCCUGUCUAAGCUGAUGCUGUAUGUAUGCUAUCUCAUUUACCGAAUGCCUGUCUCCUCACUGUGUUGGGUCAUGUCACUCAUGAUAUUUAAUUGUACCACCAUUCUCUACCAGAGAGGGCACCAUUGAACUGCUUACCCCGUCACUACACGAUUACUCUGUUGGACCUCAAACUGCAAUUUCUAUUUGGGGGAGGACUCUCUCCUCCCAAGAUUACUGUAAUGAUUGGGAAUGUGAUACUCUGAUUCUUCUGAAUGUGGAGAUCAUGCCAUACCUCUGCCUGUGUCUGUAUAUGUCUAUGUCCUUACAGAGUAAGCUCUCUUCUCUGAUACUCAAAGGAAAGGAUGUUGUCCUCCUUCUCGAGGGCAGCUUUCUCCCCCCCUCCCCUCCUGAACCAGUGCCUCUGACCAUUAUUUGUCUCUCAACCAAACAAAACCUAACUCUGUGAUCUUAUUCUUUUUGUUAGCUUUCUUUUUUUAAUUUUUAAGAAAAUAUUUUUAACCUUUAGUUUAACUCCCUGGAUGAAAAUGAUUAAAUCAUGGAGUAAAUCUUUUUUUUUUUUUUUUUUUUUUAAAUUGAUUCCAAUGUGGACAUUUUAAUGUGGUAAUUGACCGUUUGCUUUUCUCACGUUAUUAGUUGUUCUCGUGUCCGGUGGAAAACAUGUAAAGCAGCGCACACAAAGAAUGUCCCUCUAGCUGCCCAUUCAACAUAAUUAACUCAAGACCAAUAAAACUACAUUGCUCUUACUACAAACUGGAGUUGUUGAGCCUGUUUGGGAAUGCUGUGCUUGCUUUUAAUGUUGAUGUAAACGUUUGUGUGGGUUUGUGUGAAAAUCAGGUCUUCACAGUUGGUACUGUAAAUUGCAUUAUUUCAAAACUACUGUCAAAGCAAAUGGAAGGUUUGGAGGUUGGAAAAAAAACCUCAUAGUGGAGAGAUCUGAGUAUGUGUAAAUGCCAAAGACUAAAAACGGAACAGAUCAGAACAAAACCACAUCUACUCCUCUGCAAAUCCCUUCUACCGCUCAAGAGACAACAUAGUGACUGCUUAUUUACACACUUGAUACGAUGUAACUGGCAGGAAUAUAGUUGAAAACACGUGGUGUAUGUGUGUGUUACUGCCAGAGGCAAUUCACAGAUAAAAACUAUUGUCCGUCAUUUCUUUUUUUCCUUUUUAUUAAAUGUGAUACAAUUGGCCACAAAGUCUGACCAUAAUUCCUAGAAUUGUAUUCAGAUGCUGGUUCCCAAUGACAUAGAAAAAGGUAAUUUAGUGUUUUCUAAAAUGUAUUUUUACUUUAGCUGUCAGUUGUGUAGCUAGUUAAGAAAGCUGCGUUUAUUGGUCUCAGAUAGGCAUCUUCAAUGGAUGACAUCCGGCAGGAAGAGUUCUAAACAGAUCAACUGAGACAAUCAUUUCUCUCUGCUGAAGCUCUGAGGUGGGAUAUUUUCACUCAUUUUCAGCUGCAUUGUGUUUCAUGUUGAAUAUCUAAUGGUACAAAACAUUUUAAAUUCAGUGGCCUCUUUUGCUUAGUUAUG
Molecule: messenger RNA, 4627 nt
Organism: Anoplopoma fimbria (sablefish)
Lineage: Eukaryota; Metazoa; Chordata; Actinopteri; Perciformes; Anoplopomatidae
Gene: tbc1d5
Product: TBC1 domain family, member 5
Exons: 23
Coding region: 163-2859 (898 amino acids)
Biological process (GO): activation of GTPase activity
Molecular function (GO): GTPase activator activity
Source: RefSeq, a predicted model, not a curated record